AUGUCGAUUUCGACCUUUUUCGGCUGUAGGAUUUCGGUUCCGCCAUUGGUGAAUCCAUCUGCAAGAAAUGCUGCUGCUCCAUGUUCCGGCGGGAGUUUGGUGAUUGAAUGCUCGUCGAGGCCAAACAAGAAGGCGACUGCACAUCACAUGAAAACGAGGCCACGGAAGUCUCAGCCAUGGGACAUUAAGCGCAAGCCGACUGUGUAUCCUCCUCUGCCGAAUCUUCCACCGGACUGGACUUUUGUUUCACCAGUCUCUGGCGAUGGUAAUGUGGAGGUAGCUUCUUCGAUUGCUUCAUCGGAACAAGCACCGUCUACUAGCGAGUAA
Messenger RNA from Cucurbita pepo subsp. pepo (vegetable marrow), 327 nucleotides. Its product is annotated as large ribosomal subunit protein cL38-like. NCBI's taxonomy places the organism in Eukaryota, Viridiplantae, Streptophyta, Magnoliopsida, Cucurbitales, Cucurbitaceae. Gene Ontology annotation, cellular component: chloroplast; ribosome. Gene Ontology annotation, molecular function: rRNA binding; structural constituent of ribosome. The record is from RefSeq and is a predicted model, not a curated record. Gene Ontology annotation, biological process: translation.